Neopsephotus bourkii (Bourke's parrot) is the source of this 1867-nucleotide messenger RNA. Its product is annotated as GLIPR1-like protein 1. The record is from RefSeq and is a predicted model, not a curated record. Lineage: Eukaryota; Metazoa; Chordata; Aves; Psittaciformes; Psittacidae. The transcript is spliced from 5 exons. Bases 1 to 882 code for a protein of 293 amino acids.
AUGAGGCCAUGGGAAGUGGUGCUGAUCUUGUGGGUGGUGCUGAGGCCUGCGGCAGGGCAACAACCCUUCCUGCCGGCCAUCACAGAUACCGCCUUCAUCAAGGAGUAUGUGUCCGUCCACAAUGAGUUCCGCUCCAAAGUUCAGCCAGAGGCCAGCAACAUGCAGUACAUGACUUGGGAUGCAGCUUUGGCAAGGACUGCGAGGGCGUGGGCAAGAAAAUGUGUUUUUGAACAUAAUGUAUACUUAACGGAGAGAUAUCAGUGCCAUCCUAGUUUCACAUCUGUUGGAGAGAAUAUUUGGAUUGGAAGUGUUCAAGCAUUUAAUGUUACUGGUGUCAUUAAAUCGUGGUAUGAUGAGGUAGCAUUCUAUGACUUCAACGUGAAUGCAUGUUCUAAGUUCUGCGGUCAUUACCUUCAGGUCGUUUGGGACUAUUCAUAUAAAAUAGGCUGUGCUGUUGCUCCAUGUAACAAAGUUGGAGGAAUACGAAAUGCAGCAAAUUUUGUUUGCAACUAUGCACCAAGUGGUAAUUUGUCAAGAAGACCAUAUAUAGAAGGAAGAGCAUGCAGUCAUUGUGCAAAUGGGGACACCUGUGAAAAUAAACUGUGUAGAAAUACAGAACGCGAUAAACUUACCUGUACGUAUUACAGUUUUCCACUGCUACUUAUGUUCCCCAGUUACUUUAAAUAUAUACUCCAAGUAAAUCUUACAUCUAUAUGCUUAUUUAUAGAUUAUUCAGGAUGGCGACCUGCUUGGGAGUUCAGCAUCACGUGCGAUAAGGAUUGUGUCAGUCUUGUGGUUUUGAGAAUAGUACUGUUAGUUCUUGCUUUUGCCUGUGUUUAUUUUAUGAGAGACUACUUUAGAGACAUGCCUAUAAACACCUAAUUGGAUUUCAAAUACAUAAUAUCUUCUGAAGAUACUUGCUAACGAAAUAAGCAAAAAAGUCAUACUGAUGUAACGUUAAUGACAACUUUCUUUGACAGUAUUUUUGUUCCUAUUAUUUUAUGCUCCUUAGAGAAAGCUAACAUGCCAAAAAAAAAAAAAAAAAUUGAAACUGUAUGUGGGGAAAAACCCAUAUUGGGAAAAUAUUAAGCUAAAGAUGGUAUCUGGUAAGGUUUGGAGCAGCAUUUUUAAAUACAAGAUUUCCCAAAACUGACAUCCUUUAUUCCUGCAAUUCAAGGACAAACUGUGUGUCAGUUAAACAACUCUUACAAUUCAUACUAAGGCAGUCUUUGGAAUCACAAUUGCUUAAUUUUGAUGCUGAGAGAAAGCUAGCAUCAUAUUAUGUACUCAGGCCUGUUCCCUAGAGUGAUAGAAUGUUCUGAAUAAAAUACAUAAGUAGGAUUUUAUAGAAGGAUGGUUCUCUAGAAGUCUUGUUGUUUGUGAAGUUAACACAAGCAGAUACUUACAAUGCAUUUAUUGUUCCUUAUUCAAAGUGUGACACUUCAGAUUUAUUAUUACUUUGUUCUAACUCCCUCUAAACCUUGUGAUUAAUUUUAUUUUUUUAAUCCUCGUUUUAAUGUGUACUGUUACUUAUGCAUAGCAUAUUUCCUGCUUUGUAAGUGUUCUGGAGUCUCAAUAAUAAAUUAUCUUGAAACUUGCUCAAGUCCAUUUAAUCAUCAGAUUUUACUCUUCUUUACUCUUCCAAGACAUGAAAUAUUUCAUUAAUAUGCUUUAAUUUCACUUUUUCCAACCAAAGACAGAUGGAAUUUAUACGAGAAUCUGAUACUUGUGUUUCUUACCAGUAUAGCAAACUAGAUUUUGUCCUGCUUGUAUCUUAGUCUUACCUAAUAAAUGCCAAUAUGACUGCAUGUAAGUUCAUUAUUAUUAGGUAAUGUUUCACCAUUAUUGUAAAACGAGCAAAUAAAAA